CGCAAUGAACGGGCGAAAUCGAAACACUCCCCCAGUCCCGAGGUGUUGCACUACGACAUGGAGCCGACGGCAUGAGAGAGCUGAAGAAGAGCCACCGCUUUGUGCUGGCCACCCUGCCGGACUCCCACAAGAUUCCCGUGCUCCGGCAGUGGAUCAAGCGGCGUUACGGCAAGGUCUACUCUUGGCGCGAGCUGCAGGACAACCUCAACGAAUCGUUGGAGGUCUUCGAGAUGGUCUCGAGGCUGCAGAGCCAUCCUCCCAGGCCGGACAAAAUGGGCUUAACCACUAUGCCCGAAUCUAGGCAGAACUAUGCUUACCACAAACAGACCAUGGCAGAGGCGGAUCGAGUAAGGAAGGCGUACUUCACGCGGCUGAACAAUGCGUACUUGGAGCAGAUGACCGCCUGCUGGUAUGCCAUGGGGAACUACCUCUGUCCGGGCGGACCGCCGCGGAAGACCUUCUACGCCUACAUGGCCUCCAAUCACAAGGAUCUGUUGCGGGUCAAGCCCUGGAACGGGGAGCACAUAGACCGCCGGAAAUUUGGCGAUAAGAAAAACAAAUAAAUCUUUAUUCCCCGGCUCGGGCUUCAUU
Drosophila miranda is the source of this 591-nucleotide messenger RNA. RefSeq lists its product as uncharacterized. The coding region runs from base 72 to 563 and encodes 163 amino acids. Lineage: Eukaryota; Metazoa; Arthropoda; Insecta; Diptera; Drosophilidae. The transcript has 2 exons. The record is from RefSeq and is a predicted model, not a curated record.